CCUCAAAAUCAUAAAAAAAAUUCUUAGAAUCAACCAAUCUUUAUUAUUUUUUUUCAACCAUGGCUCAAAAUCCCAAGGUGUACUUCGACAUGACGAUCGGCGGCCAACCCGCCGGUCGGAUUGUCAUGGAGCUUUUCGCCGACGUCACUCCUCGGACCGCCGAGAACUUCCGUGUCCUCUGCACCGGCGAAAAGGGUAUCGGCCGUGGCGGCAAGCCGCUCCACUACAAAGGCUCCAAGUUCCACCGCGUGAUCCCCAACUUCAUGUGUCAGGGAGGCGAUUUCACCGCCGGGAACGGCACCGGAGGCGAGUCCAUAUACGGAGCCAAGUUCGCCGACGAGAACUUCAGAAAGAAGCACACCGGACCGGGGAUCCUUUCCAUGGCGAACGCGGGGCCCGGGACGAACGGAUCCCAGUUCUUCAUCUGCACCGCCAAGACCGAGUGGCUCGACGGAAAGCACGUGGUGUUCGGACAGGUCGUUGAAGGCAUGGACGUGGUUCGAGCCAUCGAGAAGAUCGGGUCCAGCGGCGGAAGGACGUCGAAGCCGGUUGUCAUUGCCGACUGUGGACAGAUAUCUUAAAGAUAACAGCAAUAACAACAACAAAAGUGGGAAUGUCUGUGUUUCCUUUCAUGCAUGUCUGAAAAUUUCAUUUCUCUGUCCUGUUUUCAUGGCCACUGGGUUUAGGGUUUGCUGGUUCUUUAAGAACUCAGCUUUUCUAUAGACUACCAUAAAUAAAUGAUCGAAUUACUUUAUAUUUUAUCCUA
This is a messenger RNA of Hibiscus syriacus, 766 nucleotides long. RefSeq names its product peptidyl-prolyl cis-trans isomerase-like. Gene Ontology annotation, molecular function: peptidyl-prolyl cis-trans isomerase activity. Bases 60 to 581 code for a protein of 173 amino acids. The record is from RefSeq and is a predicted model, not a curated record. Gene Ontology annotation, biological process: protein peptidyl-prolyl isomerization; protein folding. The transcript is spliced from 2 exons. NCBI's taxonomy places the organism in Eukaryota, Viridiplantae, Streptophyta, Magnoliopsida, Malvales, Malvaceae.